This is a messenger RNA of Galendromus occidentalis (western predatory mite), 1449 nucleotides long. RefSeq lists its product as uncharacterized. NCBI's taxonomy places the organism in Eukaryota, Metazoa, Arthropoda, Arachnida, Mesostigmata, Phytoseiidae. Gene Ontology annotation, cellular component: SCF ubiquitin ligase complex. Bases 1 to 1449 code for a protein of 482 amino acids. The record is from RefSeq and is a predicted model, not a curated record. Gene Ontology annotation, biological process: SCF-dependent proteasomal ubiquitin-dependent protein catabolic process. The transcript has a single exon.
AUGGCGUUCCAACCUGUGCUGUACAAAAACGAUGAUCUCGUCAGGCGGAAGCUCAACCCCGAGCCUCGGGCUCUCAGAUGGACCCUCCGGCAGGAAUGCAUCGAACAAGUGAAACUCAAUCUACUGCUGUGGGCCAGGACCGAAGGCCGAAGCGAACCUCCACCGUACCAACUCAACGUGUGUCCAUCGACUCUCCUCCAAGAAGUUCUCCACUCGGUCCUCAACGACGAGAGCAGCUCCGAACCGCUGAAACGCGUAGCCGAGCAACUGCUCGCGAAUGAUCUCGAAGAGUUCGACUUCCGGUGCAUCGACGAUUUGACAUAUUGUGAGAUCGGGGCGAUUUUCGAAUUGGUAAAGGCGCACGGUGUGAACUUCAAACGACUACGACUAGUCGGCAGCUGGAUACACCAUCCCGAAGCGCCGUCGAUGAUCCGACAAAUCGUCAAGAGCUGCCCCAACCUGGAGCAGUGCGCUCUCCAGGAAGCCUAUCACGAGGAUCUGGUGUGCGUUGCGCGACACUGCGCAAAACUCCGCCAAUUGGAAAUUCUCCAUCCGUCGAUAACCUGCGGGGACGUUGCCAAGGUUCAGGCUCUAGCCCGGAGGGAAAAAUUCGCCAUGAGAAAAACGCUCAAGCGCCUCUCGGUACCGUCGUCGCUGAGCGGAAGUGCUCUCCUGAUGUUGUUGGAGAUUUUUCCUGAGGUCGACGACGUAACCUGCAUCGACCUCGAAGGGCUCAUGCAGGCCAUGGCCGAGUCCGAGCCCUCGGCGGUUGCCCGAUGUGCCAAAAUUCGAUCGCUCCGAGUCAACAAAGUGAUGGGAUGGAACAGCAUGGAGAACUUAGUGCUGACUUUCCCCAGACUCCAGAGUAUCUCGCUCAUAACUCAAGAGAUCAUGAACUUGCAACAACUUUCGAAUUUGCCUCACUUGACCUGCUUGCGGCUCGAGAACAGUCAUGUGAUCCCCUCGUCGUACACCGACGAUAUCUUACCUCUGCUGGGGGCCAUCGGUCCAAACCUCAAGCAUCUCAGUCUCGUUCAUUUCGACGUGAUCGAACUGCCGAAAACGCAUUCCUUCUGCCCGAAUCUGGUCUCCCUGGAUCUCCAGCAUUUCACGUUAUUGGGCUGUAACUCCGACCCGAUACAUCGGCUUCAAUACGGGAGAGAGAAACCCUUUGCCGGACUGCGCUUCCUCACAAUGCGGCCUCGACAGGGAAAGUUCAUAUCUCAAGAAGCUUGCCACAUGCUCCUGAAACACUGCAGAGGUCUCCGGAGCGUCGAACUGCACGAAGCCUACGGCAUGACUGACGCCCUGGCCAGUAUUCUCUCCGAUCACAAUGGAUUUUCGGAGUUGCAACGAAUCCGACUUCGUGGAGGACACUGCCUAAGCCGGAACGGAGUUGAAACCCUUCUGCGCAGAUCCACAGAGCUCCGUUACUGCCACAUACCUUAA